GUGGGCACAGUUGGAGGUGGGACCCAGCUGGCCUCUCAGGCAGCCUGUUUGGACCUACUCGGUGUGAAGGGUGCGAGUAAGGAAUCCCCAGGAGCCAAUGCUAGGCUUCUGGCCUCCAUUGUAGCUGGUGCGGUGCUGGCAGGAGAGCUUUCCCUCAUGUCAGCUCUCGCAGCUGGGCAGCUUGUGAAGAGCCAUAUGAAGUACAACAGAUCCAGCAAAGAUAUCUCCAAGUCUGCCUUCUGAUGGAAAUCCUCGUGUAUAGAUAUCUCAUUAAGAAAAAAAAGGGAUAAAUAAGGGAGAUUGGGAAAACAAAGUAGCCAGCCCAUCAGCAAGCCAGAAGGCAUACGAGAUUGUCCUUGCCAACUUUGAGGCAGAGGACUUGUGUGAUAUCCCUUGAUGCUCUCGGCAAUUCAGCAUCCAUGUGAUCGAUUUGUCCUGUCCUUACCCAUGGCAAGUCGGCAUCUGAAUGCAGCAAAAACUUUGCUGUCUCUUUCUGUUGUACUCUGUAUAGCCUUGCAGGAAUCUGUCGUGUUACAUGUGUUGUCUGGUGUCUUCUGAUUGUGGGGGUUAAAUUAAUUAAUAUUUUUAUCAUUGAUGUGCCAUUUGUUACAUUCUUUUUACUUCUUAGAACUCAUACCUCGUAGAGCAUGGUAUGUUAUUAUGUGGCAGGUAGAUUUUCUAAUUUCACCAUUUUUUCUGAAUUGUCACUUUUUCGUGAAGAAAGUUUUUCAUUGUUUGAAAUUUCUAGUGAUGAACA
Elaeis guineensis (African oil palm) is the source of this 757-nucleotide messenger RNA. The record is from RefSeq and is a predicted model, not a curated record. Lineage: Eukaryota; Viridiplantae; Streptophyta; Magnoliopsida; Arecales; Arecaceae.